Molecule: messenger RNA, 1446 nt
Organism: Penicillium lagena
Lineage: Eukaryota; Fungi; Ascomycota; Eurotiomycetes; Eurotiales; Aspergillaceae
Exons: 2
Coding region: 1-1446 (481 amino acids)
Source: RefSeq, a predicted model, not a curated record
AUGGCACGUUUUCUAGCGACUUUUUUGUUCACGAGCUAUGUCGGGGCAAAUUUAGCUUACAAGUCAAGGCCGGACCUCGCUGUUCCAGUUCUGAAUAUUACAAUCCCUGCCACAAACGAAGCCUGGGACGGCCUCAUCUUCUAUACACCAGAGAGCAUCUACGCUGACGAUACCAACCAUGGUCCAGCUCAGAGUGGCCCCUAUAUUUACACCGAUAAGGGUGAAUUGGUGUGGACAGGAUUUGGAUUCGUUGGCCCCAGAAGCGAAAACUUUCAGGUCCAUACCUACCGAGGACAGCAAGUGCUGGGUAUCUUCGAAGAUCAGCACGAAUUCCUGUUUUUCGAUGACAACUCCGCCACUUUCACUGUCUUUGACCCCGAAAUUCGCGACCUAACUCCAUACGGUGGGACUGAGAAUCAGUCAUGGAUCCUUGACAAUAAGAUACAGAAAGUGGACACUGAUACCAACCAGCUCUUAUGGGAAUGGAGCUCUCUUGACCACAUUAAUCCCGCUGGAACCAACCUGACAUUACAAAGUGGAAACGCCGGGCUCGGCGUGAACUCGAGCCAAGUUUGGCAUUAUUUCUACAUGAACGCCUUCGAUGUCGACCCGAAGACGAAUACUUACCUGCUCUCUGCUCGAAGCAUGUGUACGAUCUUCAAGAUGGAUGGGAAUACCGGCGAUAUAAUCUGGCAGCUUGGAGGAAAACAUUCUGAUUUCUCUCAAGACUUCGAUUUCUGUUGGCAGCACGACACUAGGAUGCAUCAGAAAUAUCUCCACUACGAAACCAAAGGAUCCAAAGAAAUCAUAUCGUUCUUCGACAACUCCGCUCACGAGAAUCUAAGCGGAGGCCCUAUUCUCCAAACUCGUGCUUAUAGCGAAGGGAAGGUGGUUGAGCUGGAUACUGCAAAGCGUACCGCUAGGCUGAUUGCUAGCUUCCGGGCGCCGGGGGAUCUUUCCGUCAAGUCCCAAGGCAAUGUCCAACUGCUACCAAAUGGGAAUGCAUUUAUUAACUGGGGCUACGACGGUGCCAUGUCUGAGCAUAAGCCCGACGGGACGACAAUAUUCUUCACGGGAUUGGACUCUGGAAAACUUGGCCCUGGAUCGGAGAACUAUCGCGCAUUCAAGUUCGACUGGCAUGCACUUCCGUUCGAGGAGCCGGCUCUGGUUGCUUUCAAAGAGGAAGACUCAGCCGGAACUUCUCUCUAUGUUAGUUGGAACGGAGACACAGAGACCAAGAUUUGGAGAUUUUUCGAGAAGGCCGCCGAUGGCCGGAAAACGCUUUUGGGCCAGACCAAGAGAACCGGAUUCGAAACCACUUUCCGGACUAAUAAACGGCCUAGUCAGGUGGUGGCUGAAGCAUAUGAUGCCCACGACAAACAGCUCGUAUCUUCGCCAGCUGUAAAGACCCGAGAAUACAGAGCGCGCCUCCAUUACCAGGACUAA